Messenger RNA from Pelodiscus sinensis (Chinese soft-shelled turtle), 10290 nucleotides. NCBI's taxonomy places the organism in Eukaryota, Metazoa, Chordata, Testudines, Trionychidae. The record is from RefSeq and is a predicted model, not a curated record.
AUGGAUGCUUUGAAAGAGCUAACAGAAAAAGGACUGGUCGCUCCCGUUUAUCCUGCUUAUCAAAACCUGAGACAACGCGUUGACAACUUUGUUUCCAAUCAUCUGGCAACUCAUACUUGGAGUCCUCAUCUCAACAAGAAUCAGUUGAGAAAUAAUAUUAGGCAGCAGGUUCUCAAGUCUGGAAUGUUGGAGUCUGGAAUUGACAGAAUUAUUUCUCAGGUUGUGGAUCCAAAGAUCAACCACACUUUCAGACCUCAGGUGGAAAAAGCUGUUCAUGAGUUUUUAGCCACAUUAAAUCACAAAGAGGAAACAAGCCCGAGUGCAGCCCCUAGUGAGGAAAAAGGAGAUGCUUCUAUCACAGUGCAAGGUGUUUCUGCUACAGCUCCUAGUACUAAUGUAGUUAGUGAUGCCAUGUCCAUUUUGGAAACAAUAACUUCUCUUAACCAGGAAGCAAGUGCUGCCAGGGCUUCAACAGAGAAUACAAAUUCCAAGAACAAUGACAGAACUUCAAAAAGACUCCCAUCUCAACAGAGUGUUGAUGAUAGCACAGAGAGAGAGCGGAACUCAGAAGAGUUAGUAGAACAAGAGAAACCCAUUCACUCAGAAGGAAGUGAAAUAGUUGCAAAGUGUGAAGAUUUAAAUGAUCUCCCUUGCCCAAGUGAAGAAAUCAAAAAUUCAACGAAAGAUGUUAGCAAUUUAAUUAAUCCAGGCAAAGAACUUCUACAAGAAAGUGAUGAUCAGAAAAGUAAAUUAACAGAUAAAGGUGACAGGAAACCAGAGAGCACUGAGAAAGGGGAAAGAAGAAAAGAGAAAAAAGAAAAGAAUGACAAGAAGUUUGACCAUUUAAAGAAGAAUGAUGAUGCCCUAAAAGCAAAAGAAGAGAAGCAAGUGAAAGAAAGGGAGGUGGAAUCAGUAAAACAGCUGAUUCCUGAAAAAAACAGCAGUAAACAGAAGAUAACAGAAGGUACAAAUGAAGAACAUAUUUUUGAUGACUCAGACGUGGAUUUACUCAGUGAUAUCACUGUGAGCUCUGUCCACACCAGUGACCUCUCUUCCUUUGAAGAAGAAAGUGAAGAAGAAGCUGUAGUUUCCGAUAGCACUGAAGAAGGAGAGAUCACAUCAGAUGACGAAGAAGAGCAAAACAAUCAGAGUAAAACAAAGCCUCAGACUAAUGAACUUAGCGAUUGGAAGGCCAAACCAGUCCGCCAUGCAUAUGUUCACAAACCAUUUCUGUACUCCAAGUACUACAGUGAUUCCGAUGAUGAACGGACAGUAGAGCAACGUCGUCAGUCUAUUGCCAGAGAAAAAGAAGAGAGACUCUUAAGGAGGCAAAUUAAUAGGGAGAGACUUGAAGAGAAGCGUAAACAAAAAGCUGCAGAGAAAACAAAGUCUCUGAAAAGUGGGAGUCAGCGUAUUGAAGAUAAGAGUGGCCUGAACUUGGAAGAGUCUUCAACAAAAGAUUUUGAAUCAAAAGUUACUGGUACCAGCAUUAAGGAUGUUCUUAAAGAGCAGAAGUUUUUAGAAAAAAAAGUAGCCCUGAGCAGGAAAAGAAAAAGAGAUUCAAGGCAUGUUGAAGAUAGCUGGAAAAAGAAAUGUGAACAUCCUGAAGAAGAUUCCAAAGAAUCACAAAAGACAAAUGAGACCUGUGAAAAAACCUCUUUGAAGGAUUUGAAACAUAAUCAUGGAAAAAGUGAAGCAACCAAGCCUGUUAGAAGAGUUUCAGAAUCAGUACAUUCAACUGAGGAAAGCAAAAAUGAUCCUAAAGUGGAAAGAGAACAUAAAAGAAAACUAUCUACCUCGCUUCAGAUAGAAGGGACCCAGCAGGACACUGAAACAAAGGAUCCUAAAAAGCAGCUGGACAGAGCAGAGACGGGUACUGAUGAACUGCAGAAGCAGAAGUAUGCCUUUAAAAAUGAAAAACAUCUUAAAAAAGAUGAUACAGACAUUCAAAAUAUAAAAAGUAUUCCCAAGAAAGAACUGAAAUCAUGUCGAGAGAAAAAUGAAAAAGAGAGAACUCUUUCAGAAGAUAAAUUGGCAGUAAAACAUAGGUAUAAAGGAGACGGUUCACAUAAAGUAAGUGAUGAAAUAGACAUUCAUUCUUUUGAGAGAAGCUUGAAAGGAGAGGAUAAUAUACAAAAAUAUAAUCAACAAACAAAACUUCCAUCAGAUGAUAAAUUUGAAAAAAAAAAUAAACACAGAAGCGAAAGGAAAAUAUCAACAGCUAGCAAAGAUGGAAAAAAUGUUUCUGAAUACACUUUAAAAAAUGAAGAAAUAUUACGUAAAGAAAAUAACAAAAAAGACAGACACAUUUCUACAGAAAAGUCAAGAGCAGAAUACAAAUCCAAAAGAUCAUCAAGUGAUUCUAGGCCACAGAAGGAUUCUCAGGGUAAUUCAAAGCAACCUGUUUCUUCAUCACAGAGGAGAAGUGAAAGUUAUUCAGAAGAUAAAUAUGAAAUAGAAUCAGCUAAUUCAGAUAGUAAUUUAAAGCAAGAAGAUAGUAUUCACAGAGACAGACGAAGAUCGAAGAGCUUCUUAGAAGACAAGUCUUCUAAGUCUAAAGCUAAGUGUCACAGUAAACAGUCCAAACCAAUUGAAAUAGAAUUACAAGAAAGUUUUACAAAACACGAAACUAGUCAAAAACCAGACAAAGAUAAGAAUAUGGAAGAAAUGGACACAGAUAAACAACGCAAAUCCAGAAAUGAAGAUAAAGUUUUUGACGAAAGCAUUGUUGAUUUUGAGCUAGAAAGUGAGAUGCACUCAGUUCAUAGUUCACAAAAAGACUUUAGCCGCAGAGUUAAAUUACAAGCAGGAGAAAAAUCUGUAAAAGAGAAAUAUAAGAGUGAUAAAGAUUUAAGUUGUGCCAAAAUAGAAAAAAAGCUGUCAGUAGAGGGUCAGAAAAGCAGAAACUUAAAGCAUAGCAAUAAAGAAAUGAAAAAGAAGGAAGAGAGUAACAAAUUGGAGGACAAAGAUAUUAAAGAAAUGGAUGGUAGCCAUGAAAAGGUGCAAGGAAUUGUGAUUAUGGAUAAAAAGUCAAGUAAGAAAUUACUUUGUGAAAAUAAAAAAGGAAGUUUGUUAGCCCAUGAAAUUACAGUAGAAGAGGAAAAAUUAGCAACUGAAACAUUUGUAACCAGCCACAUUCCAGCCAUUCAAACACCAAUCAGGACUGCUGAUAACUCAUUAAAUUCUGAACAAGUAGAAGAGCCAAUGGAAAUUGAUUCAGAGCAGUCUAAUGCAAAGGUAAAUGAAGCAUCUAAAACUGAAGAAAAAAGCAGUAGUAAUUCACUACUGGACAGGGACUCUGAAAAUAUUGUAAAAGAAAAUAUGAACCUACAUAGCUCCAACAAUGAAAUCAAAAACAGGUUGGUAGAUUUUGAAAUGUGUGUGUCAGAGUUUACAGCUCCAGUUGACAGAAAUUCUGAACAAAGCAUUGAACAUGAAACAAAUCCUAUUAAAGGAGUUGAUGUCUUAGAUACUGUGUUCAGACAAACUUCUGAGGAGCAAGGACCCAUUAAACAGGGGGCGUAUCAAAUGAACAUUGUGUAUGAAACAAGUGGCAGAAUUUUACUUAAUGCUCCUAUUAAGGAGCAGACUUCAGAAGAUGCCAGACAGCUAAAAAAUGUAAACAAUGUAGUCAAUCCUAUUGAAGAAAAUGUUUCUUUAGCGAUUAAUUCAUCCGGACAAGAUACUUCCCAUAAAAAGUCCAUGGAUAUGUCUUGCUCAGACUUCACAGACUCUUUGCCGAAUUUGGCUGAAGAGGAAUCUUGUGUCUUGGAUAAGAUUUAUUUAAAUAAAGAGUCCUUUAAUUUAGACAAUAAUGCAACACAAAUUGCACAUGUGGAACAGGGUAGCCCUGUGCAAGGUUGUGUUAUGAAAGAAAGUGAGGUUACCAUGGUAGUUGCUGAAGAAAAAGGUAGUGAGACUCAUCUAAUUGGUGUACAAGUAGUCGGAGAGAACAUGGGUGAGGCAAGUAUACAUGAUGAUGAUCAAAUGGCUGGGUUAAAUAGUGUGCAAGGAAGAAAUGAGUAUAAUGUAACUGGGGAAACAGAAGGCAAAAGCUUGAUGACUAACCAAGCUGCAGAUCAUACAGGUAUAAGCAUGAAAAAAUCUGUCUUAAUGAAAGAAAGUGGCAACUUAAAUAUAGGCCCUGCUGCAGAGCAAGAAAAGGAUGCCAUAGUGGAUGUUAUCAAAAAGAGUGAAGGACAUGAUAUGGGUGGCACAGUAGACUCUUCUUUGGAGCCAGUGUCUAUUAAUGUUGUAAGAGUUUCAGAAGAAAUAAUUAAAGACUCUGUAGUUCAUGGCGCAGAAGAUGAUGAUGACAUAAUUAACACUGAAGAUAAAAAUGAAAGCAAUGCCGUGGGCACCAGUGCAGGAAGUGUUGAUCACGUAUACAACAGACUAGACACAACGGAGGCCACUGCAAUAGGAACUAGCACAGAGGAAAUGCUUGAGAGCACUGUAAUGGCCACUAGUACUGGAGAAGGAGAAGGUGAGCGUGCUGUGAUACAUUCUGAAAAGGAAAGUGAUGCCACAACUACUUGCUCAGAAGAAAGUGAGGUUACUUUAAUCUGUUCCAGCAUAGAAGCAGAUGAAGGGUUAACUGCAAGUAUAUGGGCAAAUAGUAAUGAAGGUGUCAGUUUCAGCACAGAAGCAGAUGGUGAGUGUACAGUUGCAGUAGCUGAAGAAAGUGGUGGUGGUGUCACUGGAGGAUUUGCAGAAAGUGAAAGUUUCCUGACUAGUACAAAGGAAGGAGAAAGUGGUGAGUGCACAACGAUUUAUACAGAAGAAAAUGGUAAAGAUUCAGUAAAUGCAGGCAGACUAGAAAUUGAGGACAACGUGAACAGUGCUGGGACAGAAGAAAAAGAUGAUGCUGUAACUAGUGCAGGCUCAGAAGAAAAGUGCAAGACUUCAACUUGUAGACAUACGGACAAAUUUGAAGGUUCUGUUACCUGUAUAAGUGAAGUUGAAAGUGAUGGUGCUGUAACCAGUGCAGGCACAGAUGCAGGUGAAGGAUCCAGGAGCAUCAACAAUUUAGAUGAAUUCCAGAACAAUGUAACUGGUGCUGGCCAAUUAAAAGAAAGUGAGGGUGCUGUAACUUGUACAGGUGCAGAAGAAAGAGGUGAUGGCUUCAUAAUUGGCUCAGUGACUUGUGCAGAUGCACAAGAAGACAGUGCUGUGACUGGUGCAUGUGUCAAAAUGACCAUGAACAAGAAUACCAUGACUGGAACAAGUGCUGACAAAGGUGAAGAUACUGUGAAUGGUGAAAGUGCAGUGACUAGCACGGGCAUAACAACAGAAGAUGAUGCUGAGAUUGCAACAGUCUGCACAGGACUGGAAGAUAGCAAUGAAGGUUUUGCAGUUGGCUUAGAUAUAGAAAAAUGUGAAAGUGCAAUGGACAGUACAAGACCAAAAGAAGAAGCUACUAUCCCUAUGAUCUGCAUAGGGCCCUGUGAUGAUGAAGCCUUUGUGACUAGUACAGGUGCAAAAGAAGAGGAUGAAGAAGGUGAGGGUAUUGUGACCAGUACUGGGAGAGAAAAUGAAGAAAUAGAGAAUGCUUCAACCUGUACAGGAAUAGAAGGUGAGAGUGCACUCAUUUGUAUAGGUGCAGAAGAAAGUGAAAGUUCCAUUAUCUGCAUAGUUGCAGAGCAAGUAGAAGCUGAGUCAGGCGUGGCUGCCACAAAUAUAAAUAAAGAUGAUGGAGUUGAUAGCAAUACUGGUGCAAAGAAAGAAGCUAAUGGUGGCAUAAUCAACAAAAGAGCAAGAGGGAUAGUUGAGAGUAGUGUGACAAGUGCAAACAUAGAUGAAGAUGCUCUAAUCCCAAAUACAGAAAAAGAUGAGGAUGUGAUGUCUAUAGAUGUUGAAGAGUAUGAGGAUCCAAUGACUAGUGCAGUGACAGAUAAAGAUCAGUUUGCUGCUGCAGCUAAAGAAGAGAGUGACAGUGGUGCUAAUGGAAGUCAUGGCAGUGAAUGUGAGGGUGCCAUAACCCAUGCAGUCACAAAUGAAGUUGAGUCUCCACCUGCUUCUACUGAGAGAGUAGAAAAAACUAAAGGUGAUGUGAUCUCUACCAGUACAGUAGAAGGUGAUGCUCCCAAACCAUGUUCAGCCACAGAAGUUGAAGAAGGUUCCCUCACCAUUUCAAGAACAGAUGAAAAUGAAAGCACUGUCUUACUAGACAGUGAAGAAUUUGAGACUCCCAUGCCUAGUACAGCCACAGAAUUCAAAGACACUGCACAUACUGCCAGCAGUAAACAAGCAAAAGAUGAGUGUACUAUGAUUUCCACAAGUAUUAUGGAAGAAUUUGAGGCUCCUAUGUCCAGUGCAGCUAUGGAAUAUGAUAGUCAGUUCACUGCUACAAGAACAGAAGAAGUGAAUGAAAGUACUGUGUUUUGUAUAGGCAUGGAGAUAUAUGAGGUUGCCAUGCCCAGUGCUUCCAGUGCUGGAGAUGACCAGAAUCAUCCAACUGCAAGCAGCAAAGAAGAAAAAGAUGAGUGUGCUAUGAUUUCCACAAGUAUAAUGGAAGAACAAGUAAUUCUCAUGUCCAGUGAAGCCACAGAGGAUAGGAUUCCACAUCUUGCUGCAGGCGCAAAAGCAAAAAGUGACGCUUCCAUGAUCUCUACAAGUAUGGAAUAUUUUGAGGCUCCUAUGCCCAGUGCAGCCACACAAGAUGAGGAUCAGCUCACUGCUUCAGAAACAGAGGGAAGACUGGAUGCUGCCAUAAUCACCAGAAGUGGGACAAAAGAAUGUGAUAUAGUCUUGAUCAGUGCAGCCACACAAGCUGAAAGUUCAUUCAUUGCCGUAGAAACAGAAGAAAAAGAUGAGGGUUCCAUGAGCUCCCCAAAUGUAGCAGAAGAACCUAAGGUGAUUGAUACCAGUGCAACAACAGAUGAGCGGUGUGAGCUAACUGCUAUAAACCCAAAAGGAAAAAAUAGUGGUUCUAUGAUUUUUGUUAGGGAUGUGGUAGAAUGUGGGGCUCCAGUGCUCAAAGUUGCCAGCAGCAAUGAAGAUCAACACGUUGCUUCAAGUAUAGAAAAUAAAGAGGAAGGUACUGUGAUUGCUCUCAGUACAAUGGAAGACUGUGACAGUCUUUUCACCUUUGCAGUCAUAGAAGAAAGCCAGCUCAUUGCUACAAACACAGACGUAAAAGAUGAAAAUGAUGUCCUAGUUAACAGUAGCAAAGAAAUUGAAUGCAUCCUGUCAUCUACAUGCGCAGAAAAAAGUGAUAGUUCUUUGCCCAGGGGUGGUAGAGAAGGAGAUAAUAGCAUGGAUGGAGGAGAAAGGGAGAUUCAUGAGAAUGUUGUAAUGGGAAAAUCAGUAGUAGCUAAGAUCACAGCAGACGCUGAUGUUUCAGAAACAGCUGAGACUACAGUGAACCUCAUGAGUGUAAAUGAAGCCCUCUGCAUGGAGAUCAGUACAGGUUCUACAGUCAUUGUUAGCCCUUCUACAGAGAUGGCUGCAGGUAGUGAAAGAGCUGACGAGUAUAUUCCUUUAGUGGAUGCUACAUCAAAACCUUGUAUUCCUUCAGAAGAAGCAAUGAGAAAUCAUAAUUUUGAAAACAUAGACUAUAAUGUUAACAGUAGCUUAUUAGAAAGUGACUUUUCUGAAAUAAGGACUCCACUUCCUAGGGCACAGACUCUUUCACUAAUUUCUGAACAUGUAAGCAAAUUGACAGUAAAUACGAAUCAAGGUGAAAUAACUGUAGACGCAAAACUGGGAGAAAAGAGUGACUUCCCUGUCUCUCAUAUGGAUAAACAAUUUGAGAAUGAUGGCGAAAGGAACUCUACUGAACUAGGUGAUGAUCUUGGAAUCAAAGUUUCUUUUCAACAGAAUACAAGCUUCCAUUCAGACAAGAAAGAAAUUUUACCAAGCUUGGCUAAAGAACUGGAACGGAAAACAAACUCAAAAACUGAAGAGAAGUCUAGAAAUCCAAUGAGGGAAGAACCACAUGAGGAGUCCCAUACAGAGUAUCUAAAAGAUUUGCCACUGAAGAAUGCUGCUUUGAAGAAAGACUCUCUCGAUGUGGAAAACUCUGACACACACAGAGUUGAUGAGGGUAGCUGCAAAGAAAGAAAAUCUAAACCUUCAGUGACCACAAGUAAAGAAACAGCGCAGGAAACUUCAAAUACCCUGGACAUGAUAGAAGCAGAAAAAGUACAGAUUAAAAUAAAAGAUCAAGAGAUAGAAAUACCUCAUCGGGAAAAAGUAAGCAGCAUGCCAGGAAUGGGAAAAAAACAAUCGCCUGAUUAUGAGGGUGAAUCAGAUGAUCGGACAAUUACUCAGGAUUUGAGAAAAGGAAACAAACCAAGUCAGUGCUCCAGAAUAAAAGAUACCAAGGAAGUGACCUCUGGAGACAUACCUGAGGUAUCCAAAGAAAUCAUUAGGAAACGCACACUUCUUUCAAGUGCUGUGGAAGAAAAAGAUGAGUUCAUCAGCGAGCAAGAGACUUGUGAAAAAGCAAAGCAGAAUCUGGAGACUAAUUUAAGUUCUGUAGAGGAAAAUCAAACUGUAAUAGUUAAGCGGAAAAGAGGAAGGCCUCGUAAAUACCCUCUUGAAGCAGUACAGAAUAGGGUGGAUUCAGAAGCUGACAUAAACACUGGGAAUGUUCAACCAUCUCCAACCUUUGCAACUAGAGGAAAGCUUUCUCAAACAGCCAAAGACACGUCUAAUAAGAAAGAAACAGCUAAUGAGAGUGAAGCAGGGAAAGCAGAAAUGAUUGUGCGUCGAAGAGGAAGAAAGCCCAAAUGUUCUGUGAUUCCAUCAGAGGAAACUGAAACACUGGAGCCGGAAAAAAAACGUCGGAAGUUGGCAUCUGCUUCUGAAGAUGAAGUGAAAGAACAAGAGGAAGAAGAUGAAGAUGCUGCUGAUGAUGAUGAUGAUGAUGAAGCACAUUCUGGAGCCACUACUAGAUCAGCCACAAGAUUAGAGGCUCAAAGAAAACAGCCAAGCAAGCCAACUACCCGUGCGGCUUCUAAAGGCAACAGUCCAAGCUCUGUUUCUCCUAGAAAACACCAAAAUUCAGCAGCAAAAAAGAGGUUGCCUAGUGAGGCAAAAAUUAGCAAGUCUCCUCCAUUGGCACAGUUAAAGAUGCAGGCUGCUAGCAAGCGUAAAAGGGAAGCAAGCCCACCAGUGGUACGCAGAAAAGGCCAGCUGAAAGUGGACGAAACACCAUUAAAGAAAACAAAGCGAUAAUUGUUACCAUCUGAGAGAAUUCAUGGAAAAGUUCAAAAAUAAGAGCGAGGUCUCUGUUUUUGUUUCAUUCAGUUGCGUUAAAGCAAAGAGAUUUGCAUGUGCUUGUUUCUGAGCUCUAAGUUAAUAGGUGCAGAACUUAAGUUACAUUUUAAACAGCUUUACAAACUUGUUUAUAUUUAAUAUUAUACAGAUUUAAAGUAAGUAUACUUUGUAUUUGAAAGAAAAACAAAGUAAUUCCAUAUAUUAACGGUGACUCAGAAAGUUGGGAUUUCCCAGUGUGACAUGCUAAUACAGAUGCUUCCAAUCUACCAGGCACCAAGGGCCUACUAAUAUUCUUUGUACAUAAACUUGUAAAAAUAGGUUGUAUUUUACUGUGUAUUAAUCUAAUCAACGAUGAACAUUUUAUUUAUUGUAUGGAGAGGACUGGUCUGUAAACUUUAGUAAAUACCUUAGGUUUUAUUAAUGAUAUUUUAAAUUCUAUGCAGCCAUUAGAAAGGCUGUCUAAAAUCUGAAGUUCUCUGAAAUAUGCUAUGACAGUUGGUAUUCUUUCGCAUGUAUUGAAGUAGAAUAGCAUAGUAAAGGGGGGAUGCUCUUCCUUAUCUGUUCACAUUCAUAAACAUGUACAAAAUAGACAAUGUCAUUUUCAGAUAACAUUUUCAUCUCUGAAUCUAGUACCAACCUCACAGUAGUAAUUAGUACUAGUUUAGGUUUACUGAGAACAUUUCUGCCAAAACUAUUCUCAAGUACAAAUUGCUAUGUUUUGUUUCACAACUUAACUACUCUUUCAGUAUUUGUCUUUUUCAAUGAAGAGGGACCCAUAGAAGUGAUAUUUAACUUCAAAUAACUAUGGCGCUUCAGCAUUUUAUGUUACAUUUUAUACACAAGUAUUAAAAAAGUAGAAUUUGGUAUUAUUUCCAGAAUCCUCUUUUUAAUAUAUAUUAACUCUCAUACGAGCAAAUGUUCAAGUUAAGUUUUACAUAAAGUUAAGCUUUUCUUAUGAUCAAAUUUGUCUCUUGUAAUGAUAUGAGUUGCCAAAUAAUCUGAGAUUAUUUUAAAAUGUUUUGUUCAUAUUCUUAUGUUUUAUAAUUAAAAUAAGCAUUCUGUGGG